AACAUGUAAACCGUCCUUGUGAUAACAUAGUAUUAACUGUUGAUGCAUUAUUUUGAUUUUGUAGAGAAUAUAGUGGCGAAGAACGUGAGAGGGAAGAGUAGAGGAGUUGGAUGUGAAAGACUCCUACAAACAGCGCAGUCAAAGUUGCAUGUAGACUUUCAGAAAGAAGAUGGAGUACCUACUGGAGUAAAUGCAUCAAAGUUGAGUACUGAGGUAGGAAUAGUUGCAAGGAACUAUGCCCCCGUAAGAGUGCUUACUUGGAAGAAAGUUCCGUACGAUGUCGAAAAACAAAUGAUUGCUCGGAUCACGACCAAGUUUGACAUUGAUGUCACGGAGCCCCAUGUACUGAAAUGGCUGAAGCACAAAUUGUGUAAGAGAUUCAACAGCUUCCGGAGUGCCCUACACAAGAAAUUCAAAGCAUAUGCUACUAAGGAGGAAGCAUUACAGAAUAGACCAGAAGAAAUUAAAGAUCCUGAUGAUUGGAUAUAUCUUUGUGACCUUUUUUCGAGUGAAAAGUUUCAGGCACGGUCAAAAACUUACUCUGAGAACCGGUCGAAGAUGAGGUGUAACCACCGCGGUGGUUCCAAGAACUUUAUCCAGCACAAAAAGGAGAAGGCGCAACAAGUUGGGGAAUCUGUCGGUCCUAUACAAUUAUUUCAUGACACUCGUUGGAGCGCGGAGAAAGGGUGGAUUAAUGAACAAGCAAGAGAGCUAUAUGUAAGUUGA
Messenger RNA from Pistacia vera, 726 nucleotides. RefSeq lists its product as uncharacterized. NCBI's taxonomy places the organism in Eukaryota, Viridiplantae, Streptophyta, Magnoliopsida, Sapindales, Anacardiaceae. Bases 43 to 726 code for a protein of 227 amino acids. The record is from RefSeq and is a predicted model, not a curated record. The transcript is spliced from 4 exons.